Molecule: messenger RNA, 530 nt
Organism: Linepithema humile (Argentine ant)
Lineage: Eukaryota; Metazoa; Arthropoda; Insecta; Hymenoptera; Formicidae
Source: RefSeq, a predicted model, not a curated record
UUCAAACGAUAUUCGAUAUUACAGUGAUACAACGCAUUUUCAAAUCCAAAUAUCAUAAAAACACGUCGCAACAAGUAAAACCCAAUAAAAUAAGAUAAGUAUAUUAGCAUUUAUUUUUCUGCAUUUGUAUAUCCAAUAAAACAAUUAGAAUUAUGGGUACCGAAAAAACAUAUAAAUCGUAUAUUAAUACCGAAUCCAGUGACGAAAUUGUUAUUUCUGGUAUCGCUGGUAGAUUCCCAGACUCAGACAAUAUAAAACAAUUACAAGAAAAUUUAUUCAACAAAAUAAAUCUUCUUAGAACAAAUCCUCGAUGGAAUAUAGAACAUCCGGACUUACCAGCUCGCAUGGGAACAAUUAAUAAUCUGGAAAAAUUUGAUGCCGAUUUUUUUCAUAUAUCUUUCAAACAAGCAAAUUUACUUGAUCCUAUGAUAAGAAUGUUACUGGAACACACUUACGAAGCAAUUAUCGAUGCAGGGAUCAACCCAAAACAAUUACGAGGAAAAAUACUGCAGUAAUCGUAGGGACGAGUU